CAGGUAGCUUUGCUGUAACCGAAUCUGGGCGUUCGUCCCACCUCAUGGUGGCUGCCACUGCACUACUACAAAGCUUGUCUACCAUGUCACGGGAGCGAGGUCGAUCCCAGAACGAUUAUAAUAUGAUAUUAUCCUCGCCUCGAGCCUGGAGCCGUCGACCCAGUUCUUGCUCUCCCUCAUACGUGCUGGAGGCUGUUCACACACCAAUCGUUGAUCGCGAACCGCCGACAACAUGACCCUCCUUCAAAGAAUCGUCAAGAAUGAUUCUAUGAAAGAAGACCCUCCAGAAAUCUACGGAUGGAGGAUCUUUGUUCUGGCAUUGUCCGCAUGCUUUGGCGGCAUGCUCUUCGGUAUGGACAUUGGAACUAUCGGUGGUGUCCUGACGCUACCAGCAUUUGAAGCGAAGUAUGGCCUUGACACACUGAGCAAAACAGCUAAAGCCGAUCUCGCGUCCAACAUUGCUUCGACGCUCCAAGCUGGCUGUUUCUUUGGAUGCCUGGUUGCAUUCUGGACGUGCGACAAAUACGGUCGACGUUGGACCCUCCUGGCAUCUGGAAUUAUUACCUGUGCCGGUGUUGUUAUGCAGGCAUGUGGCUUCGGCCACAUUGCAGUCAUGUAUAUUGGCCGCUUGAUCGCUGGGUUUGGCGUGGGUGCCGCAUCUAUGGCUGUCCCUCUCUACAUCUCAGAAAAUGCUCCACGGGCGAUCCGUGGCGGUCUGACUGGUAUUUACCAGCUUUUCAUUGCGACUGGAACCAUGUUGGCCUUCUGGGUGAAUUAUGGAUGCAUCUUGCAUAUGACAGGAAGUGCUACCUACAUCGCACCUCUUACUAUCCAGGCCCUGCCAGCUGUCCUACUGAUCGUUACUAUGUUCUUGAACAAGGAAUCGCCCCGUUGGCUAGCAAAGGCUGAUCGCUGGGAUGAGGCUUGCAAAGUUCUCGCCCGAGUUCGACAUUUGCCUACGACACAUCCAUACAUCCAAAACGAAUUGGCAGACAUACAGGCUCAGCUUGACCACGAACGUAUGCUUAUUGGUGGUGCAUCUGUCAUGGAUCUUCUGAGGGAGAUGUGGACAAUUCCUGGGAAUCGAAAGCGUGCUAUCAUAUCGAUUGUUCUGAUGAUAUGCCAACAAAUGACCGGAACAAAUGCGAUUAAUUACUAUGCCCCUCAGAUCUUCAAACAGCUUGGAAUCGUAGGUGUGAAAACUGGUCUCUUCGCUACUGGAAUCUAUGGUGUCGUCAAGAUGACAACUUGUGCCGCGUUUCUCCUCUUUGCUGCCGACUCUCUCGGCCGCCGAAAAUCGCUCCUCUGGACAUCCAUUGCGCAAGGCACGGCCAUGUUCUAUAUCGCGCUAUACCUCCGCAUUUCGAAUCAGGUCGAAGGAGAAUCCGUACCACCUGCUGGAUAUGUUGCACUCGUUUGCGUCUUCCUCUUUGCUGCCUUUUUCCAGUUUGGCUGGGGCCCGGUAUGUUGGAUCUACGUGUCAGAAAUACCUGCUGCGCGACUAAGAUCGCUGAAUGUCGCAAUUGCUGCGGCAACACAAUGGCUGUUCAAUUUCGUCGUUGGGCGCGCGACGCUGACCAUGAUGGCGACUGUGGGGAAGAACGGAUAUGGUACAUUCUUCAUCUAUGGCUCAUUCUGUUUCUCCAUGUUUGUCUUUGUGUGGUUUUUUAUUCCUGAGACGAAGGGUCUCGCGCUUGAAAGGAUGGACGAUCUUUUCGGUGUGACCGAAUUGGUUAAGAACGUGGAAGCUGACGCUGCUGCCCGGGGUGUCGAUCCGCAUGACCUUUCACUCAAUGAGAAGCUCGGAGCAACGAAGCAUGCCGAGCGUGUCGAGGUUGUGCCCGCUAGGGGCGAGGAGAGGGCUUGAGCAGUUGACGUGUUUCAUGUUACCAAUCUAUGUGUUGGAAGGUUUGAGAAUCCGAUACUGUCAUUUCAUAGAUCAUAGCGAUCGUCUUGAAAACUCCGACCUUUAGCUGUAGCAAGCUGCAAGCAUCGUGAACAGCUUGAUACCAUGUGUGAUCUGAAUCAUAUCAAACACUCGUAUCAUGGGCUACUCAACAUUUACACAAGAAAUAUUGUUGUGUAGGAGAAUAAUUUCGUCUUAGCUAUAAAUCUCCAGAGGAUACAGACUUUUAGAGCUGUUGCAUGUUCACAAUGCGGUGUGAUAUGUGAGGACGAAAAUGAGGCCCGUGCGUUCCGGUUUCUAGCAAGUGGUUACGUU
Pseudovirgaria hyperparasitica is the source of this 2221-nucleotide messenger RNA. Its product is annotated as general substrate transporter. Gene Ontology annotation, cellular component: membrane. The record is from RefSeq and is a predicted model, not a curated record. Gene Ontology annotation, biological process: carbohydrate transport; transmembrane transport. The transcript is spliced from 5 exons. Bases 233 to 1867 code for a protein of 544 amino acids. Gene Ontology annotation, molecular function: carbohydrate:proton symporter activity. NCBI's taxonomy places the organism in Eukaryota, Fungi, Ascomycota, Dothideomycetes, Acrospermales, Acrospermaceae.